AUGGCUUAUUAUAAGACUAUCGAUAUUUUAGUAACCGAUCGAGGCUAUCUUUGUAAUAAUUUAGUGGCAAUGGCAGCCAAUAAACCUCAUGUAGUAAUAUCCCCAGGCAGUUUUAAUUUACAUCGCGGUUUACUUGGUAAUCCAUCACCCUUAUCUUAUAUUCCUCAAUUGGGUAGUGGACUUCCGUCAGCUAUGAAUUUUAAACAUAGACUGCUUAAUUGUUUAUUUUAUGUGAUAUGGAGUAGUACACAUUCGAUAUAUUUUCGUUCAACGGUUGAUAAAGUAAAUCGUCACUACAAGAUCAAUCCAUCUAUGAGCGCGGAAGAAACCGAAUAUACACCAUCUCUGCUGCUUAUACCAGCAGAUUUUAUCUUAGAAUUUCCUCGCCCAGUAUUGCCGAACGUUAAAGUUAUUGGACCUAUAACUACCCAACGGGCUAAGCCAUUGCCGAAUGACCUAGAAACAUUUCUGACAGGAAAUACAAAAGUGAUUUAUGUAUCGUUUGGCUCGAUUAUUGAAUCUUUUAGCCAGGAAAAGAUGGAUAUUUUAGUUAAUGCUUUUAAUCAAUUACCUUAUAAAAUCUUAUGGAGAAAUAAAUUUAAUAUAAAAAAUUUAGGUAAACAUGUAAAAGUUCUGCCAUGGCUACCGCAAAAUGAUAUUCUCGGACAUAGUAAUGUAGUUGCUUUCUUAUCUCACUGUGGUCAUAACGGUAUGUACGAAGCUGCAUUUCACGGUGUGCCAAUUCUCGGAAUGCCAAUUCAGUUUGAUCAGUUUGGCAAUUUACAACUGAUCCUACGUGCGGAUAUUGGACUUGGAUUAAAUUUUAAUAACUUGACGUCAAACGACAUAAUCAACGGAAUACAAAAUCUUCUAACUAACGAAAGGUAUAGAAAAAACGCCGAGUAUGUAUCUGCAAUUCUGCAAAGUAAUCCUAGAACAUCAAGGGAAAUAGCGGCUGACUGGAUUGAAUACGUUAUAGCAAAUAAGGGAGCUGAAUAUCUUCGAAUUCAGGCAUAUAAUCAAAGUUUUGUUGAGUAUUAUUUACUGGACGUGCUUUUAGUGUUCGUUAUCGUAAUGACAGUUUUGGUAUAUGUAUUUAGGGCAGUUAUUAGAUUUAUAUAUCAUCGAUGUUGCAAAGUAUAA
This is a messenger RNA of Trichoplax adhaerens, 1143 nucleotides long. RefSeq lists its product as uncharacterized. Gene Ontology annotation, molecular function: UDP-glycosyltransferase activity. Lineage: Eukaryota; Metazoa; Placozoa; Uniplacotomia; Trichoplacea; Trichoplacidae. The coding region runs from base 1 to 1143 and encodes 380 amino acids. The transcript is spliced from 2 exons. The record is from RefSeq and is a predicted model, not a curated record.